AUGCGACAGCGUUUGAGGGAAGUCCACAAUUCUACUUUGGUUGAGGAGAUACAGUCAUCUUCUGAUUACACACUGACGGUGGGCAAUAUCACUUUCAAGUUGGCUGAGGCGCAUGGGUUCUGCUGGGGAGUAGAAAGAGCCGUUGCAAUAGCUUACGAGUCGAGGCGUCGGUAUCCGGACAAGACCAUAUGGAUGACCAACGAGGUCAUCCAUAAUCCGACUGUCAAUCGUAAUCUNNNNGGAGAGCUAUCAGUCCGCUAG
Perkinsus marinus ATCC 50983 is the source of this 261-nucleotide messenger RNA. RefSeq lists its product as hypothetical. The record is from RefSeq and is a predicted model, not a curated record. Gene Ontology annotation, molecular function: metal ion binding; 4-hydroxy-3-methylbut-2-enyl diphosphate reductase activity. Bases 1 to 261 code for a protein of 86 amino acids. Gene Ontology annotation, biological process: dimethylallyl diphosphate biosynthetic process; isopentenyl diphosphate biosynthetic process, methylerythritol phosphate pathway. The transcript has 3 exons. NCBI's taxonomy places the organism in Eukaryota, Perkinsozoa, Perkinsida, Perkinsidae.